This is a messenger RNA of Durusdinium trenchii, 1101 nucleotides long. Lineage: Eukaryota; Dinophyceae; Suessiales; Symbiodiniaceae. The record is from the annotation of a GenBank genome assembly.
CGUGAGAUCAUUCAGCGCGGUCAAAGGAUCAAAUCCAGAAGGGUUCUGUCCAACAGUGGAAAUUUGUCUGGAUAGACAUGAUGGCAUCACAAGGAUGAUGGCAUCACUUGCCACCAACCCGCAGCAAGUCGAUUUGUUGUGUCUUGAAGGGCUCACCACUGUGUGUCUACUUUGGGCUGCCAUUUCAGGAACGCAUGUUGGCCUCAACAUUGAGGGGCUCGAACCCAUUCAGAACUUGGAAGGGAACCUGCCUUGCAAGUCAGCCAUGGCAGCGACCCGCUUGGGCAAGUUGAGUGCUCCGAGCAAACCGGAUGAACUGAUGAUUGAUUCAUUGGAGAUUGAUUCGGACAUCAGCUCAGAUAUUGACCGCACUGACUCCAUGUCAUCGAUUUCAGUGCCAUUUGGAUUUCCAGAGAAGGAGUCCGCUGAGUUGUUGGAUAGCUAUUUGGAUGGCCUGUCAGCGGUGGAUGCCACGGACGCAAUGGUGGAGGUCUCAUUCGACACGGAGAAUGGACGCAAGGUGGCACUGCCCAGGGACAUCAAAAGCCGCUCCGAAAGGCUUAGCCAGGGAGCCUGGCGCCAGUAUGGUUCAGAGUCCAGUCCAAGUCCCAGCAUGGUGGUGGGACUUUGAGGGCUCGCGGUGAGUACUGAGUACGGCGGAGGUGGCAGUUGAGGCUACGCACGCUUCAGCCCGUGCAAGACAUAGCAUCGUUGGCUUCUGAGGCGUCUCACAGUGGGACGACUGUCACACGCCACGAGAAUAUCGCCAGAUUGUUGGCCGCCGUGCGGUUGUAGUGGCCCAAAUAUCGGCAGCCACUGGUUGUUGAUGGAAUUUAACCGAUGCAAGGUACUUGCCCAGUUGACACCUGAAGGUGUGAUCUCCACUGAUCUCCAGCUUUUGCCCAGUUGAGGACCGACGCAAGCCGCCUCGGACUCUACACGUUUGCACCAGUUUUCAUGAGAUUUUCACUGCCUUGAGUGACUUGGUGAGCCUCCACCAACAGUGGUUGCCUUCUCCUAGUCUGCCAAGAGUCCUGACUAGCCUUUGAGAGGCAGGGCGUCUGCGAACACAUUGUGCCCUUUCCUCGUACUCAGAACGUC